AUGAAUGUGCACGAGAAACACCCCGGAGAGGCUGAGGUGGUUAAACUAGUGCCAUUGAUAAUGUGGAGAUCGUGGAAAAAUCGGAUAGCAAUGAAAGAGUUAAGAGGUCAAGACCCCAGUGGGAGAACGGAGAGAAGGAAAUGUAAUGUAGAUGGCGGAUGGACCAAGGAUGGCAAGUACAGUGGUGUGGGAUGGAUACUUAGAGAUCACGAGGGGAAAAUGAUCUGGAUGGGAGAAAGGAAAGUGAACCAAGUACGGUCAGUGAUGGAGACAGAGGCUGAGGCUCCGAGAUGUCAUUUUUGA
This is a messenger RNA of Microthlaspi erraticum, 303 nucleotides long. NCBI's taxonomy places the organism in Eukaryota, Viridiplantae, Streptophyta, Magnoliopsida, Brassicales, Brassicaceae. The record is from the annotation of a GenBank genome assembly.